CAAUCUUUUGGAGAGUUAAGCAGACCUAUCUGGCUCCAGGUAGCUGAGUCAGCUUACAGGUUCACUUUGGGCUCAAUUGCUGGAGCUGUUGGUGCUACUGCGGUAUAUCCCAUAGACCUGGUGAAAACUCGUAUGCAGAAUCAACGCUCCUCUGGUUCAGUCGUAGGAGAGUUGAUGUACAAAAACAGCUUUGACUGCUUUAAAAAGGUUUUGCGUUUUGAAGGCUUUUUUGGUCUUUACAGAGGCUUGUUACCACAGCUGAUAGGUGUUGCUCCAGAAAAGGCUAUUAAGCUAACUGUUAAUGACUUUGUCAGAGACAAAUUUACUAAGAAAGAUGGUUCCAUUCCACUCCCUGCAGAGAUCCUUGCUGGAGGCUGUGCAGGAGCUUCCCAGGUCAUCUUCACUAAUCCCCUGGAGAUUGUAAAGAUUCGGUUGCAGGUAGCAGGAGAAAUUACUACAGGACCCAGAGUCAGUGCCCUCUCUGUUAUAAAAGAUUUAGGCCUUCUCGGUCUUUAUAAGGGUGCCAAAGCAUGUUUCCUCAGAGACAUUCCCUUUUCUGCAAUCUACUUUCCUGUUUAUGCUCAUAGUAAACUGAUGCUUGCUGAUGAAAAUGGCCAUGUGGGAGGGCUUAAUCUCCUUAUAGCUGGAGCCAUUGCAGGUGUGCCUGCUGCUUCUUUGGUAACCCCUGCUGAUGUCAUCAAGACAAGACUGCAAGUGGCAGCUCGCGCUGGUCAGACAACAUACAGUGGAGUUAUUGACUGCUUUGGAAAGAUUCUAAGGGAAGAAGGCCCUUCGGCUUUUUGGAAGGGAGCUGGAGCUCGUGUGUUCAGAUCUUCACCCCAGUUUGGCGUUACUUUGGUCACUUAUGAACUUCUGCAGAGAUGGUUUUAUGUUGAUUUUGGAGGCCUCAAACCUUCUGGAUCAGAACCUACCCCAAAAACUCGAAUUUCAGAUCUUCCUCCUGUUAACCCUGAGCACAUAGGUGGAUACAGACUCGCUACAGCUACAUUUGCUGGUAUAGAAAAUAAAUUUGGUUUGUAUCUUCCAAAGUUUCGGUCUCCUGGCUUCACCUCAGCUCAACUGAAAAGUACCAGCUGAGUCGUGAAAAGAUGUUUCAAAGUGAUGCAGUGGAAGAAGCUCACAAGAGUAGUACUGUAUUUCUUUCCAGUCAGCUGCAUGUUGUUCUAGCUGAACUGAGCUUGCAAAUCUAAUUACUCCUUUCUAAUAUUAAUAUAUACCUGCAUUUAUUUGUUUAUUUGCACACAAGGAACUGAUUGAAGCUGUGGCUCUAUGCCUUGUUUGAACUGGUGGCAUGAAUCUGUAACCUAGACUUUGCCUUGCACAGCUUGCAUUUAAUGUUACUGUACAUAUUGUACAUCUUUGUACAGAGACAUCAUGGCAUCUAUACACGUACAUUUAUAUAAUGGGUAUUGCAGUUUCAAAUAGUUUGAAAUGUACAGAAUGUUUUGAAGGUGUUUUGUUAACAAUCGCGACAAUAAAAUAUUUAAAACCACUUAA
Cariama cristata (Red-legged seriema) is the source of this 1518-nucleotide messenger RNA. RefSeq names its product calcium-binding mitochondrial carrier protein Aralar1. Gene Ontology annotation, biological process: aspartate transmembrane transport; malate-aspartate shuttle; L-glutamate transmembrane transport. The annotation marks the transcript as partial. The record is from RefSeq and is a predicted model, not a curated record. Lineage: Eukaryota; Metazoa; Chordata; Aves; Cariamiformes; Cariamidae. The transcript is spliced from 9 exons. Gene Ontology annotation, molecular function: L-glutamate transmembrane transporter activity; L-aspartate transmembrane transporter activity.